AUGGCCGAAGUUUUCCACCCUUCACUACUGCUGACAGCAGCAGUCGCUGGCGUGGCGACGCACAUCGUGUACUUCCAGCGAUGUGAAUACACGCGACACAUGCGCACGCUCGUCUGGCUGUUUCUGGGUGCCAUCGCCGCUGGUCCGUUACUGCUUGCACGAUUCGGCGCUGCGUCCAUCACAGCAUGCAUCCUAACGAACACUGCGUUGAUCGGUACCUUCGUCACGGCUACGAUACUCAGCACAUUGUUCUACAGACUCUUUCUAAAUCCUCUCAACCGCUUUCCCGGACCGUACCUUGCGCGACUCAGCAACUUCUGGAUCGCCUUCCAUGUCGGUAAAGACCUCAAUCACCACCUCAAAUUGGAAGCUCUUCAUCGUCAAUAUGGCUCCAUCGUCAGGGUAGGCGCAAAUCGUCUGUCCAUCAUCCACCCUGACGUUAUUGAUGCCGGUUUGAAAAACGACAGCGUGGCUUCCAAAGGUCCAUCGUACGAUCAUGAUCAUCCUCACAGCAACCUACAUGGACUGCGAGACAAAAAGGUUCACGACAAGCUGCGAAACAAUGUAUGGGCACCGGCAUUCUCCGAUCGAGCGCUUCGCGAAUACGAGCCACAAGUCCGUGUCUUCGUCGACAAAGUUCUUGCGCAGAUCGCGAAACGAGAGGGACAACCCAUGAAUCUCUCCAUGUGGUUUGUCUUGUUCUCAUUCGAUGUGAUGUGGGCUCUUGCGUUUGGGAAGUACUACGGAUACAUUGAUGCAGGUGAGAGGCAUGAAAUGCAAAACAUACUGGACAAUGCGAUGGCAGUUCUGGGCCUGUCACUCCCACAAUGGUUCAUGAGACUACUGAGAAUGCUGCCGGGAGACUCGACCGGCCACUUCAAAUUCGUUCGCUAUACCAACAGCGAACUAGAGGACUCAGUCAGAAAUAACUUCGCCCAGAAGGAUGAUGCCGAACUCAAGCUACCGCCUGGCAAGGUGAUCUCAUCGUACCUCUUGGAGCAUUACAAGAAAGCACCGAAUCCGGAAACAAACCUGAUGUUCCAGUCAGACGCCCGAUUGAUCGUCGUUGCAGGCAGCGACUCCGUUGCGACUACCACGACGUUCUUGUUCCAUGAACUUGCAAAGCACCCUGAAAUUGUCUCACGCAUCAGAGAAGAUAUCCGGCAGAUACUCGGAGAUCGCUCGGUCGAAGAAUACACCGAUGCGGACGGCGUGCGGUCCAAGUACCUGAACGGCGUGAUUAACGAAGCACUGCGACUUUAUCCACCCAGCCCUGCGGGCGUGAAUCGGGACACACCGCCAGAAGGAAUGAGGGUCGGCGACGUCUACAUUCCCGGAAACGUCAAUUUCAACAUGCCCGGCUGGAUCACGGGUCGAGAUGAAUCAAUCUACGUCCGUGCGCACGAACUCAUACCCGAGCGGUGGUACAGCCAGCCUGAGCUCAUCAAGAACCGCGGCGCCUACGCUCCCUUCGCAAAAGGAUCCUGGGGUUGCAUUGGCAAGAACCUGGCACUGAUGGAACUUCGCUCCAUGACUGCGAAUGUCCUGUUGAGGUACGACAUGCGAAUGGCGCCGGGUGAGGAUGGAUGGCGACUGCAGCAUAAGAGUCAGGAUCAUGGGAUGAUGUGUCUGGCGCCGUUUGAAGUUGUAUUCACGCCUGUGGGUGCGAAUGGUUGA
Zymoseptoria tritici IPO323 is the source of this 1677-nucleotide messenger RNA. It is a transcript of the gene CYP-49, whose product is annotated as putative P450 monooxygenase. The transcript is spliced from 5 exons. Gene Ontology annotation, molecular function: heme binding; oxidoreductase activity, acting on paired donors, with incorporation or reduction of molecular oxygen; iron ion binding. NCBI's taxonomy places the organism in Eukaryota, Fungi, Ascomycota, Dothideomycetes, Mycosphaerellales, Mycosphaerellaceae. The record is from RefSeq and is a predicted model, not a curated record. Bases 1 to 1677 code for a protein of 558 amino acids.